This is a messenger RNA of Ostrea edulis (European flat oyster), 4634 nucleotides long. Its product is annotated as glycine receptor subunit alpha-1-like. Gene Ontology annotation, biological process: chemical synaptic transmission; regulation of membrane potential; signal transduction. NCBI's taxonomy places the organism in Eukaryota, Metazoa, Mollusca, Bivalvia, Ostreida, Ostreidae. Gene Ontology annotation, molecular function: neurotransmitter receptor activity; transmembrane signaling receptor activity; extracellular ligand-gated monoatomic ion channel activity. Bases 1467 to 2741 code for a protein of 424 amino acids. The transcript is spliced from 9 exons. Gene Ontology annotation, cellular component: neuron projection; membrane; synapse. The record is from RefSeq and is a predicted model, not a curated record.
GUCAAACAAGUAUUUAAACUUCACUUCGCGUGAUCUGAAAUAAGGAAACAUUUACCUUGACUCAUUGAAAAGAAUCGUCAUUUAAUAUCAAAACUCCUUUGAGUGGAAUAUCAAAUAUUAGCAUGUUUACGGAGAAGGAGAAUUGCCCUUCCAGUGUAUUGUAAAAUAUCUCUGGCUCGCAUCAUGGGAUGCUCGAGACUACCCCCCCCCCCCGGACCUCCUCCUCCGAUUCCCGGGGCUGUACAACAAGUAGAUAACCUUUUUUCUAUUUUAUCUAUCUACCUUUAAGUCAUCUUUCAAAACAUAGCACAUUUUCAUUUUACAGCCGACCUAUGGGUAAUGUCCUGUCGGUUGUAUUUCUCGCUCUUCAAUGUAUUUAGUUGUAUCCCCUCCACACACUUUAUAAAAGUAAUAUUGAAAGUGUUACAAAAGAUUGAACACUUCGAUCUUCAUUAUAGGCAGCCAAGCUAAUACCUUGUCAAAUCGUACUAUAAGAGGGACCCCCCCCCCCCCCCCAAUUUAACUCUGUAUUUGUUCUUUAAUCACUAAUAUGUACGUGUGCAUACAGGUCAAAAUGAUAUGUAGCAAAAUAAAACAUACAAUAUAUUACUGGGGUUUUAUGUACUCCAUAGUGUAGAAAAAACAACAACCCAUUUAUAAUAAAGAAAAAAAAAAAGGCAGAAAAAGAUUAAAAAAAAAAAGAACAAAGAAAAAAGAAAAGAAAAGAAAAAAAACCCCACGAAACAGAAAAAAUACCCCCUCUCUCUCUUUCUCCUUUCUUUCUCUCUAUCUCACAUCAAUUUAGAUAAUCAUGGUCGACCCAGUCAUUGGUCUAGGACAUGAUUUAAACAUUACUCAUGAUUUCUAUGUUGAUAUCUAGGGAACACUAGGGCCAGUCACGUUGUACUUUAAUCAGCAGUCCUCCCAUACAUACCUGUACGGACUUUGUGAUUAGUAAAUAAGCUUUCACUUAAUCCCCGCGGAUCAGCGUUUAACCCGGUCACAGCUCCUCUUCAUACGUGCCCGCAGGGACGAGGAACCCCCGAUAUUUUUAUGUACAUAUACAGUAAAGAGGCAGCCUUUAAGGUGACAUCAAUAAUUGAUAUCGUGUUUAUUGUCAUGUACCAGUAAUAAGCAAAUCUGCUCAUUAGUGCAGAGACGUGUAUUGAUUAAUAACAACAAAUUACGGAAAAGUGUGCGUUUGGUGAUAAAAUUACAUGUACGAUACAUUACAUAUUUAUGAUGAAACAAAACAUCAACAAAUCGCACGGCGUGAUAUCAAAAGGCAUAUAUAGGCUUGAGUCACGUGACUCCGUGUUUCAAGGAUUAACGUCAAACAAACUGUUCCUUGCCAUGGCUGCCAAAUGUAGUCUCAUUAAUUAGGAUUUAGAUUAAGGAUGCAAUGAAUCAUUUUUGACAAAUCGGAUGUUCAAAUGUGAAAUCGAUGGACUCUUUCUGUUGAGAGGAUGAAAUUCGACACUGUCCUGAUCGUCCUAUCAUUGAUAGUUUUCGCGAGCUUGAUCUCCGCCAGAAAUCUUACCAUGAAUAUAAAACACGAUCUUGUUGGGGAAUUACUGAGGGACUAUGAACCCACACAGGCCCCCACAGAACACGGGGUUCCGGUGACAGAUGAAGUCCAACUGUACAUUCUUAGCAUUGAUUCCAUCAGCGAUUCCAGCAUGGACUACGACAUGUCUUUCUACCUCAGACAAAGGUGGUACGACCCCCGUCUUCAAUUCAACGCUUCCCUGGGUAUCGAUGUUUUAGAACUGGAUCCAAAACUCAUGGAAAAGAUAUGGGUGCCGGACAUCUAUAUCAUUAAUGAGAAGACGGCGAAGAUUCACGAGGUGACGGUUCCUAACAAGAUGAUGUACCUGUACCCUAACGGACUGGUGCUGUACAGCGCGAGGGUGUCGGGAGUGUUUUCUUGUAUGAUGGACCUCCACAAGUAUCCGCUAGAUAAACAGAUAUGUGACAUACGUCUAGAGAGCUACAGCCAUAGCGCGGCCACACUCGUCGUUCGAUGGCGGGAACUUCCGGCCGAGAUCUCCAAGACAUUGCGACUCCCCCAGUUUGACAUCAAGAAGCUGAGGUCUUUCCAUUGCGAUCAGCAGUACAUGGGAAUUAACUACACCUGUAUCGGGUUGGACAUCCACCUGAUGAGGAACAUCGGCUACUACCUGACACAGACCUACAUCCCCAGCGUCCUGGUGGUCAUCCUCUCCUGGGUCAACUUCUGGCUCAGUGUGGAUGCGGUUCCUGCCCGAAUUUCCUUGGGUCUGUUAACGGUUCUCACGAUGACAACACAGAGUAGCAAUGCCGUCAGGGGACUAACAGUAGUGUCGUAUGUAAAGGCCAUGGACGUCUGGGUUUUUGCGUGUUUGUUUUUUGUCUUCGCUGGACUUUUAGAAUUUGCCUGGGUAAACGUGUCAAACAGAGUGGAAAGUCGCCGAAAGUCAAUAACAGAUCUACCAUCACUUAUGAAUGGACACAAAACGAAUUCCCAGAGAGGCGAUUCUCCUAAACCAAAAGAAGGGAAAGAGGGAUUUUUCUUUAAACCAUCAAAAAACCGAGAGAAAGCCAGAAACAUUGAUCGGGUCUCUCGAAUUUUGUUCCCAAUAACAUUUAUUCUAUUCAACACUGCCUAUUGGUUGAUAUAUAUGGUAUUCUGGGAGCCUGUUGAAGAUAAACACAUAGACAGUGAGGGAAUUACAAUUCCGGUGAUCCUCAGUGAUGAUUGAUGACGUCACAAUUUCAGUGACCCCCAGGGGAAUUGACGGCAUCCCAAUUCCAGUGAUCAUCAGUGAUGAUAAUUACGUCACGAGGCGGGUAUGGUAAUGUUGAGUUUUGGUGUGUUCACGAGAUGAUCUUUUGUUAAUGUCCCACCUUUGUGUUCAUUAGUUGUUAUGAUAUAUUUGUAUCUAAAGGACAUAUACAUGAGUUUGUUCAUGAUGUUUGACAUUAUAUAAUUCAAAUGUAGACGAUUCACUGUGAAACCCUAGAGUUACAUUCCCAAAAUGAUGUGGCCGUAUACUUUGAUAUACACAGGCAACGAUUUCAUUGCUAACAGUGCUCCCGACCAUUAAACUCUACCUCACAUAGUUGCACUUUUGCAUAUAUACUUUAAAAAACACAUAUACGUUUUCACUUAAAUUGUCCAUAAGUAAUAGUAAACUAUUGCCUUUUUAACCUAGCGACAACUCUCUUCGCAAUGGGAAAAUAUCGGGUACUACUCUGCACACGGCCUUUGCGUUGAUUCUAAGACAUUCAACUGUUAUCGUCAUGCUUUACAGGUAAAACUGUGGGCCACGUGGGUGUCAAGGGAAAAAGGGUCCAGUGUCGCGAUGUGCAUAGGGAAGAUUAAUAUCCAUCAACAUUAGGGUCCCGAAGUUUAGUUAUUUAGUCAACAUUUGUUAAACCAUUCCUGUAAGCUAGAGACGUCUCAAUACGAGUAAGUAAUUUGUAUUUUUUCAGAAUGGGACGUUAAACAAAAUAUAAACAAUACAACCAAUUUGAACUCUAAUUAAAACCAUUAGGCUGAUCCAGAUUGCAUGGGAGACCAUCAUUAAAAUAAAGACACUCUGCUUUAUGGAGACUCUCUUGCUACAUAUAAUCAUAAUGGAUGGAUGUUUUAACGAUAAACUAAUAUGCAAGAUGUGGACCAGUCAGUUCAUGGGAAAUCGAUUGAUGGAAUUAAGGUAUUCGUUAUUUGCCAAUUUAGAUUUAACAUUUACACCUAUACCGAUUUUAUGAAGAUAAAAUAGUUCAAGUAUUCAACAAUAAACAGAUCUAAAAUGAAACUUCUUAUCCUUGUUCAAACAACCACAUCACGCGUUGUUCAUUUAGUGUUCUCUCACCUUCAAAUAAAGAAAGUUUAUAUUAUAAAAAUCGAUACAAUCUUAGGCGUUACCGCGACUCUUGGAGCUACCGACAACAUUAGGGAGUCGUGGAUGUAUGUCAUUGUAUUUGUACAUUAACUCUGCCAGAAGUAUUUUCAUUCGUUUCAAAAGAGAAGAUAACGAGCACAUUCUAGCUUAUAGGUAUUUAAACAUUAAAUCAUGUAGUCCCUCUUGGUGCCCGAUUGGAUAAACUAAGUAAUGCUUUCAACCAUUAAACAACUUUGAUUUUCCCCUUAUUAAGAUAUGUUUCAUAAUUGAUAUGGUACAUCAUAUCUCACUAGUAAAUGUGGUGAGAGAAGACUUUUUGCCUCCAUUGGUUCUCCUUCCUUUGUGUGUUCCUUAUUCAAUUAUAUUAUUUGAAAUCCAAUUUCCAAAUUCCAAUAGAAAUAACAACAAUACAUGACAAAUUUGCACAUACACGUUGAAGGGCGGGGUAAUUGAACGACUGUGACUGAAACGAAACACAUCAAUUGGUUUGUUGAGUUCGAGCAUUUAUUAAUAUACUGAUUUCAAAAUGACAUAACAACGAUUAUGGAAUGUAUCUGUGCCAAAACAUGUAUGCACCUAGCCUUGUGCUUUUUGUUUGAUUGAUGUACGGUACCCUUUAGAGUGAUUUUGACAUAUUUGUGUGAACGUUUUGUGUUGGGUACAUGUAGCCAAUUGCAAGUUAUUUGAAUAUCGAUAUGUGCAUAAUUUUUGUGUGUCCUGCUUUUUUAAAUAAAUAAAAUUUAGAUA